AAAACCAAUGAAAUUAAAAUCGUUUUUUUUAACAAGAAACCUAAGGAUGAAGAUUGAUUAGAAUCACUUCCACUGUUACCAGAGAAGAAAGAAUGAGCAGUCGGGCCGACAGAGAGCACGCUGCUUGUUUGGCUGCAGUGGUUCAGCUAUUUCUAUAUAUAUAUAUAUAUAUAUAUAUAUAUAUACUCAAAAGUAACAUCCUUGUCUGCUAUACGAUGAACCUGCUUAUGUGUUUAUUCUGUCUGCUCCUGGAUCUAACCUCGGUCCACAGCCGAAUGCUCAUGCAGAGCCGCAUAAUAGGCGGUCACGCUGCUGCACCAAACUCCAUCAAAUACAUGGUAUCGUUGCAGAGCACAAGCAGCCAACACUUCUGUGGGGGAUCACUAGUUCACAGGUACUGGGUUCUGACUGCAGCGCAUUGUAACAUCGGGGAAGAUCAGAUGAUGAUAGUGGCAGGUGACUACAAAGUAAAUAUCUUCGAGGGUACUGAGCAGUAUGCUAAACCCCACAGGCUGGUCACUCAUCCCUUGUACAACAGCAGCACCAACAAUGCUGACAUCAUGCUCAUCAAGCUGCGUGCCCCUAUGGUCCUGAACAAGUUUGUAUCGCUGGCGCCUCUCCCCAGACAAGGGACAGGCGUAGUCGAAGGCCACCUGUGUCAGGUGUCUGGAUGGGGCCACAAUAGUGUGGGUGGAGGCCAGGUCCCUAUUGAGCUCAGGACGGUCACAGUGCCAAUUGUUUCAGCUGCGAGAUGUAACAGCAGCGACUCUUUCGAUGGCAACAUCACGACAAACAUGAUCUGCGCCGGCUACCAGUCAGGAGGAAAAGACGCAUGCAAGGGAGACUCGGGCGGGCCCCUGGUGUGCAGGGGCCGGGUGUACGGCAUGGUUUCAUGGGGCAAUGGGUGCGGCGACGCUAAGUUUCCUGGUGUGUACACCGCUGUGUCCAGAUUCCGCCGCUGGAUCGAUCAAACUAUCUACGGGCAACACCUGCACUGUUUUGGAUACAGAUGAAGCUGAUGAGUGUUCUCUUGUUAUUAUACCAAUAUAAAAGCAAUGCAUCUUUUGCUCUGAAAGAUUAUAGUUUUAGGAAAUGUCUUUGUCAGCUACCACAGUUACAGAGUUUUCUGGUGUGCUGUUUUCACAAAGUUCACAAUCUGUAAGAAAACACAAUUUUAUGACGAUAAAUACCAUCACUUAGCGAAGAGUGCGAUAUUUGCAUUGUUUUCAGUAAAGAAAAGAGCAAAAUAUAUUUAAAAAAACCCUGAGAAAGACACUUUUCAUGGCAUCAUAAAAAUUAUAUCCUUUUUUUGUCAAAUUAAAAUACAAACUUUAGGGUAUUGAGAUUUAUGUGAUAGACUAACACAAAGCAGUGCAUAAUUGUGAAGUAAAGAAGUACUUCACUUUCAGUUUUUGUUACAAAUAAAAACCUAAAGAAGAACCAGUGCAGCGAACUGCUCUUCUAUGAAGAUCUUUGGUAGAGAACAUUAGUGAAGAAACAGCAUCAUGAGAACCAAAAAAAAGCAGCAGACAGGUCAGGGUUCAAGUUGUGGAAACAUUUAAAGCAGAGUUGGGCUAUAAAACCAAAUCCUAGGCAACGAAUAUCUCACAGAUCACUGUUCAGUCCAGAAAUUGACUAUUACUAUGGGACAUCUAGAAGAUGCUGUUCACCUAAACUGACAGGCCAGGCCAGAAGAGUAUUAAUCAGAGAAGCAGCCAAAAGGCCCUUGGGGGAGAUCCACAGCUCAAGUAGGAGAAUCUUUUGACAGGGCAAUCAUUACUUGUGUGCUCCACAAAUCUGGCCUUUGUCGAAGAGUGUGAAGAAGAAAACACUUGUUAAAAGAAAGCCAUAAGAACCACCAUUUGCAGAAAAUAUCUUUGUUCUGCUACGAAGAGACCAAAAUUGUGACAAAAAAACACUGCACAUCAACUCUAGUGUAAAGCGCUUUGAGCUGUUGGUAUGACUGGAAAGGCGCUAAGCUCAGUUCAUUUACCAUUUUCUUCAGCAGAGACAGCAAAGCUGGUGAGAGUUGAUGGGAUGUUGGACGGAGCAAAACACAUGUCAAUCCUGGAAAAAAACCUGCUAGUAGGUGCAAAAGACUUGAGACUGUGAUGGAGGUUUACUAUCCAGCAGGACAAUGGCCCUAAACAUACAGCCAGAACUAGAAUGGAAUGGUUCACGUCAGAGUACAUUUGGCCUAGUCAAAGUCCAGACCUAAAUCCAAUUGAGAAUCUAUGCCACAGAUGCUCUCCAUCUAAUCUAACUAACUGCUCUAGAGUAAAGAAAAACUGACAAAAACUAAAAUAUAGUGAAUAGCAUCAGUUGUUUUUUUUCCACUUCACAGCUAUGUGCUACUUUGUGUUGGUUUAUCCCAUACAAUAUAAAGAAGUCUGUAAUUGUUAAAUGACAAAAUGUGAAAAAAACUUCAAGAGGUAUGAAUACUUUUGCUAGGAUAAUCGGCUCUUUCAUCUAAAAUAUGUCUUAUUUGAUUUAGAGCCUAAAAACUAUUAUCCAGUUGAGUUGACAGCAUAAAAGCAUUAUUCUAAUGUGAAGAGCUGCUUUCCAGAUCAUCUUGCUGUUAAGUCUGAAGGGAGUAGGUGUGCCAUAUCUGAUCCUUCUUUAUGAAUAGAAAACGUGUAAAAAGUCAGCUCUGCUGCAGGCUCACUUAUCAUCUUUCCUUCCAUUGUCCGCUAAAUUAUAUUGAGUUUAGUUCUUCUGUGAAAACAUGAUUUUUGUCUUUUGCCCCAUCACUGAAUGUGUGGAGGCCUCGCUUCAUCUUGUUUACUCUGAGGAUAUAUUAGUGUUAACAGAAGCCAUCAAAGUGUGGAAAACUCCUAUUAAAUAAAGUUCUCCCCCAUGGGUAAGUUUGAAUCUUGCCAGUUUCAUCUGAUGUGGUCACUUUAUAACAGGUAUAAAGUUGGCAUCCAAUGCUUUCAAAGUAGAUUACUUCAGCAAUAUAAAAAAUAUUGGACACUAUCCG
Molecule: messenger RNA, 2980 nt
Organism: Girardinichthys multiradiatus
Lineage: Eukaryota; Metazoa; Chordata; Actinopteri; Cyprinodontiformes; Goodeidae
Product: trypsin-like
Exons: 5
Coding region: 93-1013 (306 amino acids)
Biological process (GO): proteolysis
Molecular function (GO): serine-type endopeptidase activity
Source: RefSeq, a predicted model, not a curated record